Messenger RNA from Liolophura sinensis, 1091 nucleotides. RefSeq lists its product as uncharacterized. The record is from RefSeq and is a predicted model, not a curated record. Bases 121 to 888 code for a protein of 255 amino acids. The transcript has 6 exons. Gene Ontology annotation, molecular function: calcium ion binding. Lineage: Eukaryota; Metazoa; Mollusca; Polyplacophora; Chitonida; Chitonidae.
UAUAUAUUGUUAUUCAUCCUGUUAAGGGUGUCUUCAUAAACCAAGCCUUCUCCAAAAUUACUCAAUCACAGGCGCAUACUUCUGUUGAAAGAAAACGUCAAGGUCUAGCGAACACACAUCAUGGAGAAGGCAGUGCUGGUUUUCGCUUUGUUGAUUACCCUCAUGGCUGUACAUACACCACGGGACGUACUGGCUCAACAACAAUCUUACUCGUCUCAACAACAACAAUCUGACAUCACUCAAGGGUCUAUCCAGUCGCCUGCGAACGCCAUUGUCACUGUGGCUCUGGAGGAAUUAGACGCCAACAACGAUGAUAAGAUCGAAUUGUCCGAAGUUGGAGAUUUCAUCGACAGAUACGUGCUUGGAACUGGACCAGCGCGAUCGAGAAAUGCAGAGGUAAAAGGCUAUCUACUGACAGUGGUCAGCCUAAUUGACUUGGACGACAAUGGAUUGGUCACUAGAACCGAGUUACGGCGAGCUGCAUCAAAACUGAUAAAUCUGGCAGGUGUUGUUCAAGUCGGCCGUGCCAUUGAGCUACCGCUUAACUACAAGCACGGAGAUUUGGAUCUCAAUGCCAUGGCCGAAGGCAUAGCUGUUGAUUUUCAGAAUAUCCACGACACCAACAACGACGGACUGUUAAGCUCAGGGGAAAUUGAGACUUUAUUGGACCGGAUAGUAUUCGACUGGAGCAGAGCGUUCAUUGAUGGACUCGCCACAGAUUCGGACACCAACAACGAUGGAAACCUCAGCCAAUCAGAGACCCGACAGUUUCUGUCAAACAUGGCAACAAAUUACUCUUUCAUUCUGCGACGUAUUUACAUCUACAUCCGGGUACACAGAUUGGCGGGAAAACAGGCGGCCGACGAGUGGGCCGCGGCUGUUCACUGAGUCUGGGGUGGGGGUGUUGAAAUAAUAGAGAUCUAAGCUCAGCAGUAUAGAUAUACUGUAACUAAAGAAUAGCUAUGCAUUUAAUGAAUCGCCUAAAUUAUAUGUCUGAUGUACUGAUGAUUUGCUGAGUUAAGUGCUCAUUUUUGUUACACGAAAACUAAUGGUAAUCAUCUUGGGAAAUAAAUAAAAGCAUUUUAAAACAA